Molecule: messenger RNA, 2211 nt
Organism: Coccinella septempunctata (seven-spotted ladybird)
Lineage: Eukaryota; Metazoa; Arthropoda; Insecta; Coleoptera; Coccinellidae
Gene: MAPk-Ak2
Product: MAP kinase-activated protein kinase 2
Exons: 7
Coding region: 151-1224 (357 amino acids)
Biological process (GO): peptidyl-serine phosphorylation; protein autophosphorylation; intracellular signal transduction
Cellular component (GO): cytoplasm; nucleus
Molecular function (GO): calcium/calmodulin-dependent protein kinase activity; calcium-dependent protein serine/threonine kinase activity; mitogen-activated protein kinase binding
Source: RefSeq, a predicted model, not a curated record
UAUUAACCAUCACAGAUUACAGAUGUAAUCUGUGUUAACCAUAAGUUUCAUACCCAAAAUUUUAUGAAAAUCUUGAUUUGAUCCUAUUUGAUGUAAUAAAUUUAUGUUUACAUUUUUGUUUAUUCCUUGGUUGUAAUAAAUAAUAACACCAUGAGUAAAGUUGUGAUACCACCAAUGGCUCGCAUUCCUAAAAAGACACCGAUUACAGAUGAUUAUGAAAUUACAAAAAGUGUCUUGGGUCUUGGUAUCAAUGGAAAAGUUGUUGAAUGUUAUUCGAAAACGACUAGAGAAAAAUAUGCGCUUAAGAUAUUGAAUGAUAAUGUUAAGGCACGACGGGAAGUUGAAUUGCACUGGAAAGCUAGUGGUUGUAAGCACAUUGUAAAUGUUAUUGAUGUUUAUGAGAACAAACAUAAAAAUACUACCUGUCUUUUAAUGGUCAUGGAAUGUAUGGAGGGAGGAGAACUUUUUCAGAGAAUCCAGGAUAGAACUGAUGGUGCCUUUACUGAAAGAGAGGCUGCUCAGAUAAUGCAUGAAAUAUGUAUUGCUGUGAAGUAUCUUCAUGAUAAUAAUAUUGCGCACAGAGACUUAAAACCAGAGAACCUCCUUUACUCUAAAAAGGGUACUUAUGGUAUACUUAAAUUAACAGAUUUCGGAUUUGCAAAGGAAACCCUUAGUCAAGAUACUUUACAAACUCCAUGUUAUACUCCAUACUAUGUUGCUCCUGAGGUUCUGGGUUCUGACAAAUAUGACAAGAGCUGUGAUAUAUGGUCCCUUGGUGUCAUAAUGUAUAUCCUGUUGUGUGGUUUUCCGCCUUUUUAUAGCAAUCAUGGAAUGGCAAUCUCUCCUGGAAUGAAAAAAAGGAUAAGAAUGGGUCAGUUUACAUUUCCAGAUCCUGAAUGGAAGAAUGUCAGCCAAAAUGCCAAAGAUCUCAUAAAGGGCAUGCUUAACAUUGAACCAACCAGCCGUUUGACAAUAUCACAAGUGAUGAGUAAUUGGUGGAUAGCACAAUAUACAACUGUACCACAAACGCCUCUCCACACUAACAAGAUGUUAAAAGAAGGAGAAGAAAUGUGGCCUGAAGUACAAGAAGAAAUGACUAGAUCUUUGGCAACCAUGCGAGUUGACUAUGACCAAGUGCAUAUUAAAUCAAUUGAGGAUUCAAGUAACCCUCUUUUGAAUAAACGUCGUAAGAGAUCAAUAGUAAACAAUCAAAGUGGUAAAUAGUAGGACAGUAUUGAAUUGAAUGGUGUUACAUAACACAAAUUUUCAUUGAACAAUUUGCUAAUGUCCUGUUUCAGAAAUCAACUUCAAUGUGCAAUAUAAUAUUUUUAUUCAGUCAAAAUAUUUUAUAUUAUAUAUAUCUUUUCUGUCUUUGAAUUGAUCACCAGCUUUUUUCUUGAGUUCAUCUGCAAGACUCCCGAGAUUUUUUUUUCAUUUCAUUCUUCUGAACUGCUUAUACACACUGCAUCUUACACUUCAGUUGUUUUUUAGACAACUUUUUGCCAGUACUCAUGCAGUACAUUAUUUUGUACACCGUUUGCAACAAACACUAACUGAAUGUUUUGUAAGUCUCAUAUCAACUUGGGAGUUCUUCAAAAGAAUAAAAAAAUUAAAUAAAUUAUUUUAAUAAUGAUUAUAAACGAAUUAAUGGACCUGUUCAAUCAAAUAUUUAGUGAACUAGAACUCGUUUAUAAAGUCAUUAUCAAAAGGUUAGUACAGAACUGAAGUUGUGGAUAGGUUGGUGGUGAAAUUACAACCAAGUGAAUGAACUUUUAAUUAUAAACAUAUAUAAUAUAUAUAUAUACAAACAAAAUCUUUUGUGUCCAAGAUUAAUUUCGAAAUUUGACAAUUCAACUGACCUGGCUAGGAGAAGAAUACUAAGACCUAUGCUUUAUAUUUAGCACAGACGUGAUACUAGAAUUAUUCAGUUUCCAGACUGUUAGAACUUGAAAUUUUGACUGGAUAUUUGUUCAUUUGACAACUGAAUUUGUAAUUUGAGAUGUUGGUAAUAUUUUAUCAUCAUAAAUAAAAUUCUUGUUUUUGUAAAACUAUCAUGUUACGAUUUGUUAGAUUCUUCUUUUUAGAAAGUAGGGGAUAUCUAGUUCGCGAAAAUAGAAAUUAACCAAUUUGCAAUGUAUUGGAAUAUUAUUAUGAUUAACUUCUUCGAGUUUUUCUGAAGAAAGAAUGAGAAUAAACAUGUUACUGAAAUAA